AUGAAAAAAGUUUUAUUCUUUAAGACAAGGAGGAAUGACCAUGACGUUUCGCAAAUUGUUUUACUACUACUGGUUCUACCCGCCGUUAUGCGAGCUCAAAAUACCUUGGGGUGCCCUGACUUAAUACAAACUAACAAAUGCUCCUGCUAUACACUUGAAGACGGCUUGUUUCUUGACUGUCAAGAUACUGACCCAAAAGACAUAAAAAAUGCACUUAAGAGUGUGUCUGACAUACAUUCACUUUCUGUUUAUAACCUCGACGACAACGAAGAAUCUCUGGGUCCUCAUUUUAUUCCUCAAGGAGUUUGCAUAAAACAUAUUCACAUGUCUAGAACAAGUAUAAAAGAUAUUGGCGAUGAUAUGUUUAUGCCUCUGAGAAGAUGUCUUGAGACGUUAAGCAUCGUAUCCAGCAAAAUAAAAACUAUUCCGCAAAAAGCCUUAUCUGGUUUGCUCAAACUUAUGUCGAUCGACUUUACAUCAAAUUACAUCGAAGAAAUACCAAGUUACAGUUUUUAUGGUCUUCCGCUUAUGAAGUUGGACGUAAAAGGAAAUGUCAUACAUGACAUAUCUGAAUCAGCUUUUUCUAGUCUAGAAUUAACUCUGUCUGAAAUAAAUUUGAGUGAAAAUAAUCUCACAACGUUUCCAAUAGAGGCAUUUGCAAAAUUAAGACAUCUUCGAUCUUUACGAUUAUCAUGGAACGAAAUGUCUUCUUUCCCAAUAAUAGUCAGAUUGAACAAUUUAAAAACACUUUCCCUUAAAAAUAAUUCUUUGAAAGCUGUUGACUUAUUAUCUAUAAAUGUACCUGGCCUAAAACAUUUAACUCUAUCGUUCAAUGUACUCGACUAUCUUCCUUUAGAAGCGUUUACUCAACUUCCUCUUUUAGAAGUUCUUUACAUGGAACAUUGCAACAUUGAACAUAUUUUUGAAGGCACAUUCAAGCAUAAUAAAAAUAUAUUAAGACUGAAUUUGGCACAAAAUAUAAUUAGUACUAUUCCUUCUACAUUGUUUGAAUUGCAGAAUUCCGUUGCUGAGUUCAAUAUUAGUAAUAACUUUUUAGAUUACGUGCCAUAUAACAAUUUUCAAAAUUUGACGAGUGUUGAGAGUGUAGAUCUUACGGAUAAUCUGAUACCUAGAGUAGAGCUAAGCGGAUUUGAAAAAUUAACCAAAUUAAAGUAUUUAAUUCUUAAAAAAAAUGAAAUUAAAAGUUUAACAGCGAGCAAGAAAGUUGAAUUUCAAGAUCUAAUGCUAUUCGAUAUAAGCUAUAACAAACUAGAAAACCUUCCACUUUUUGUGUUUGAUUUAUUUCCAAAUAUACAAAACAUUAAUAUAUCUCACAAUGAUAUUAUUCGUUUUGAUUUUUUAUUGACUUAUAAAAAGUUUGGUAUUUCACUAAUCAAUAUUGAUCUCAGUAAAAAUCCGGUGAUAGCUUGGUCUUCACCGAGAAAGCUCGAUAAUAACACAUUGAUAGCCAACUUAUACGAAUUGCAUAUAUGUGCCACUAACAUGACUAAUAUUGACGAUAUAACAUUUGAAUUAUUUACCAGCUUACAACAUCUUUAUCUCAAAUUUAAUCAAAUAAGACGUCUUUCUGUAAGUCCAUUUUCAAAGUUAAUUUUUUUAGAAAAUUUAGAUCUAAGCUAUAAUAGAAUUUCUCAACUUAAAACGAGCAACUUCCGUGGGUUAACUAAGUUGAGGACCUUAUGUUUAUCAAAUAAUAACAUCGAAUCAAUGGAAUCUUUCGCUGAAGAGUUGAGUAAUUUAAAACUUCUGGAUUUGGCUCACAAUAAGUUACAAAACAUUCUCAAUGAAGACCUCAUAAACUUAAAGGAGUUAACAGUAUUAUACUUGAGUCACAAUAACAUUAAAUACAUAUCAGUAACCGCCUUCAGAAGUUUGAAUAAAAUUAUACAAAUCGACUUGGAUCAUAACAAACUCCAAAGUAUACCAAUAGAAUUGCUAACUUCUGUUGAAAAUCACAUUCAGGAAAUAUCAAUAAAAGGAAAUGUCAUUCUAUGCAGUUGCAAAAAAGAUAAUGCUUGGGUUUGGAUUCAAGAUCACCCUAAAAUAAUGAAGUCAAAUGCGGUUAUAUGUUACAAUGAUGAAUAUCCACAAGAAAAAUGCGAUGUCCCAGUAAUAUCUCAACUAUCGGUUGACAAACAUAAGGAUAACUCCGUGUCUGUGUCAUGGUUUAUAAGAAACCGUACAGCCAUUAAAGCUCUACAGAUUUUAUAUUAUGGCGAAGAUGGCAAUAAUGAUGUGAAGUCAAAGUAUUUGGAGAAAAGUGAUGUCUCAGUUCAUAUUCGCGACUUAGAACCAAAUUUCAACUAUACGGUAUGCGUCAUUGCACUUUCUGAGGAUCCAGUGGACUACGAAGAUGAAAUUGUUUCUGAAGUCAAUAACACUAUAGAUGAUAGUUCAAAUUCUACUGCCAGAAUAACACAAGAUAUGGCAGCAGCGAUAUUGAUCCGAAGUUCAUCAAAUGAAUGCGUCUUAUUUAACACAUUUAGAAAACCAUCGGUAGUCAAAACUAAGCCAAUUAAAAAAUUUGCAAUUUCAUCGCUUUUGAACCGGCGCAUGGGCCUUAUAGUUGGGUGCUCGUUAGGGUUUGUUGUUUUCUUUAUCAUGGUCUCGGUUUUAUUAUAUACAAAGAUAAAAGAAAGGAAACGAAUUGCUAAGUCCGACCCAGCAUGGUCGGAAAUGAAUGAUUAUCAUUCAAUGGCAAGUAAAGAUGACAUUCUACAAAAUUCUAUAACAGCUUCUACUGAUAACAUUUUGUUAGGAAUGGCAAAAAAUCGCAAACAAUCCAUAGAUCAUUUAAAUUAA
Molecule: messenger RNA, 2823 nt
Organism: Arctia plantaginis
Lineage: Eukaryota; Metazoa; Arthropoda; Insecta; Lepidoptera; Erebidae
Source: the annotation of a GenBank genome assembly